GGACAUUGUAAGCAACUAUGAAAUUAUUUGUGUUAAUAGUUUUGGUGUUCAGCGGCUGUUUAGCCGAUAACCUAAACAACCGUUUGGACUGUUAUUUGGAGCGUGAUAUGAAAUUAAAUGAACAAGAAUGUAAAGACAGGGGCUGUAUAUGGGACUCCGUUAAAAGACCUGACGGUAUACCCAUAUGCUAUCUGGACAUCAAGCAAGUGGGAUAUGAAGUGCCCGGUGCUGUCAAAAAGACUGAUGAGGGCCAAGAGGUUGACCUACAGCUUAAAGACACGGCUAAAAAGACCCUGAAGUCUAUGCCGUCGAUCGAGAGCCUAAAGUUCACCGUUAAAUAUAUGACCGAAAAUAUUGUGAGGUUUACGAUAAGGGACGCCAAGAAUAAGCGCUAUGAAGUACCGGUGCAACAGGUGUUCAAUCUCAUGGAUAAAGUGGAAAAGGAUGAGUCGAAGCGCCGGUAUUCGGUAGAUGUCAGCGCAGACACCAAGGACUUCCAAUUCGACACAUCCAUAGGUGGACUGGUAUUCGCUGAUCAGUACUUACAAAUAGCUACCGGUUUGGCCACAAAAAAUGUCUAUGGAUUUGGUGAGAAUGUUCACCAGACCCUCAGACAUGACCUAAAUUACAGGACCUGGCCACUAUUUGGUAGGGAUAACCACCUAGGCGAGCACACUCAAAAUCUCUAUGGAGUUCAUCCAUUCUAUACAGUAUUGGAAACCGACGGCAAAGCACACGGAAUACUGUUUCUCAAUAGUAACGCGAUGGAGUAUCAAUUUUUGCCGGAACCGGCCCUGGCGUUAAAAACAAUGGGUGGAGUCCUCGACUUUUUCGUGUUUUUGGGCGAUAAUCCCGAACACGUGAUACAGUUGUAUACGUCGGUCAUCGGGAGGUCAACGAUGCCCCCCUUUUGGGGGCUCGGGUACCAACUGUGCCGAUUCGGGUACACCGGUACCCAAAACGUUAGGGAAGUGAUUGAUAGAAACUUGAAGGCUAAGAUACCCUUGGAUACCAUGUAUCUCGACAUCGACUAUAUGGAUAAGUUCAUGGAUUUUACUUAUGACAAAAAAGCAUUCGCUGGACUACCGGAGCUGUUUAAUGAUACAAAAACCAAAAAUAAUCUGCACUGGACCCUGAUGUUGGACCCUGCUAUAGACGGGGGUAAUGAGUUACAUAGGUAUCCGACAUUUGACGAGGGUUACACAAAGGACGUGUUUGUCAAAUGGCCUAAGAGUGUGCCCGAAAAGGACCGAUCUAACCCGGCUAAUGUGCCCACCGACAAGGAUACUCUAUGGGGCUUUGUGUGGCCACAGGACCCGGCUGCAUUUCCAGAUUUUUUCAAAAAUGACACCUUGGUGUGGUGGGUGGAGCAGGAUAUGAAUGAGCCCUCAAAUUUCCAGUCCAGGUGCCCAAUUAAUAAAUACGACUACCCGCCAAUUAAAUCAACAACUGUAUGGGGUGGUUCCGAUAUGCAACUGUCCAGGAUGACCAUCUGUAUGGUCGGCAUACAGGGAAACUCCGGUGAAUACAUGCACUACGAUGUGCACUCACUAUACGGACUGACAGAGUCUAUUGCCACCCAAAAGGCACUUCACGCGGUAACUGGUAAACGCGGUUUUGUAGUCUCGCGAAGUACGUACGUGACAUCGGGCCGGUAUGGCAACCACUGGUUAGGCGAUAAUGAAGCUACCUGGCCCAUGAUGCACCAUUCCGUUGUGGGCAUGCUAGAGUCCAAUAUGUUCGGGAUCAGUUUUGUGGGCUCAGACAUAUGUGGUUUUCUGGGUGCCACUACCCCGGACCUAUGUCGUAGGUGGUCCCAAUUGGGGGCUUUCUAUCCAUUUUCCCGGAAUCAUAACGAGAAAACAGUUACCCAGGACCAGGACCCGGCUAUUUGGGCUCUACAGGGUCACCCUGAAGUGACUGACGCUGCCAGGGCUUCCCUACAGCUCCGGUAUCAACUGAUACACUACUUGUACACACUGUUCUACCGGUCCUAUGCCUAUGGUGAUACUGUGGUCAGACCAUUGUUUCAUGAAUGGCCCCUGGAUAAUAAUACAUAUGGAAUAGACACCCAGUUCCUAUGGGGUGGCAAUAUAUUGAUAUCGCCUUUUCUUUUUGAGAAUCAAACCGAAGUGAAGGCAUACCUACCCCCUAGCGUGCGCUGGUAUGAAGUGAAACCCCACCUAAAACUAGCGCCACAAACAGGACACGUGACUAUACCGGACUCCCAGCCCAACGGCCCGCCGCCCAUACACUUUAGGGACCACAACAUCAUACCGAUGGUCACCGACAGUCAACUCAUAUCCACUUCCCAAGAGUCUAUCAAUGUCUUGGAUUUAGUAGCCCUUCCCUGUCAUCAUAUGGAGGCCUCCGGUGAGCUGUAUUGGGACGACGGGGAAAGCAUAGACACCAUUGAGGCUAAGAAAUUCAACCUGUACCAUUUUGAAAUGGCCAGUAAUUGUAGCAUGGUGAUCAGCGUUGAGCAAAGUGGCUAUAGUGGUAAGGCGCACCCGGAGUUGGGCAAAUUGAUGGUGGUGAACACGGUUAAGUCGGCCAACCCUAUUAAGGCUACCCUGGAUGGUAAGGAGGUGUCGGCUAGCCAGGUUGAUGGCAAUACUGAGAUAUCCCUAGGUAUUACCCUGGGUGAUAAGUUAGGUCAAAAGUAUGUGGUUGAGUGGGCCGAUAGUGUGACUAAAAAAUGUGAUUUACAGUAA
Messenger RNA from Oppiella nova, 2714 nucleotides. The record is from the annotation of a GenBank genome assembly. Lineage: Eukaryota; Metazoa; Arthropoda; Arachnida; Sarcoptiformes; Oppiidae.